Trachemys scripta elegans is the source of this 4515-nucleotide messenger RNA. RefSeq names its product alpha-tectorin-like. Gene Ontology annotation, biological process: neutrophil migration. The transcript is spliced from 10 exons. Gene Ontology annotation, cellular component: apical plasma membrane; cell surface. Lineage: Eukaryota; Metazoa; Chordata; Testudines; Emydidae. Bases 3138 to 4313 code for a protein of 391 amino acids. The record is from RefSeq and is a predicted model, not a curated record.
GGGAAGUCAGUGCCUAUGGGUGAUCUAGGUUUAUUUGGUCUUAAGGACCUCUCAAGAUCUCUUCCAGCCCCAUAUUUCUAUGUUUAAAUUGUAACCACAAAGGUCUAGCAAUGUGUGACAUCUGCCACUAUAUCGGAUGCUUCAAAAAAGCAGAGGGAUGGACUUGGCCCCGUCAAGCAGUUUAAAUGAAGUUUCCAUUUCUAAGAGAUAUCUAAAGAGAUAAGAACAAACAUGUCCAUCAAAAUUAAAUUGUCCUUAGACACUUGGGACAUUGUUAUACUUUAUUUUAUUUAGGUAUUCAAGUGUUAGACACUUAAAAAUACCAAGAUACAUACAUUCCCUCCCCCACCACUUUAACCCUGAGCUAUUUCUGUAUAGUUCACCUUGCACAAGCAUACACAUAUUCAACACAUACAACUGUGUAUAACUCUGAUUGACAUGGCCCUUUCCCACAUCUUGCAUAAUAUUAUCUUAAUAAUUACAAUUAUUGAUACUGUGCUAUUGCUGUAUAAGGUGAUUGGGCACACAUAAGACAAGUUUGUAACCAAAAGAAACAAGCUGCAGCUAAGGAAAUGGGGGGAGAAGGAUGUAACAUAAAAGCAACUAGACUGACAUCUUUCUUGCUCCUUCUUUGAUUGUGGGUUUUUUUUGUACAGCCUGUUAAAUUUUGUUGGGAGCUAAAUUAGUAUUUUCAGCCCAGACAUGAGUACAGUGGACAAAUAGUGAUAUAUAGAUCUAAUGAAUCUGAUGUGUGAGACAAAGGGGACUGUACUUAAAUCCAGCAGUAGCUUGGAUUUGAUGGAGACAACACUGAAAUGGAGCCAUGGUUCCUGGGAAUGGCUUUUUCUUUAUCACCUUGGAAACCUAGCUAACGUGAAUGCAAAGUUUUUGCCCAGAGAGAGCUUUCAGACUCAUGUACAUUAACAAGGGGGCCAAUUCCUGGUGACAAAAGGAGGAAGUUUGCCUAGAGGAAAGGCAAAUAAGGGGUUUAAUUCUUCCUCUUCCCACUUAAAUCAGGCAUACACUGUUACUUUACCAGCUUGUAUGCAGCUGCUGUGCGUGUAGGGAGUGGAUCAUUAUUCCAGUCAUAGUAUCUUCUAGCUACUUCCAACACCAUUGAAAGAAAGCUUAAGAAUGAUGGAGGCAGGUGCACAGCAAGUAGCUUUUCUCUGCAAUGGUUUCCUAACAUCAGAUCAAAUCCUGCACUCUUUAGUCAAUGGGGAUUUAACCUAAGUAAAGAGUGUAGGAUUAGUCCUUGACAUAUCAUGAUACCAGCCUCCCAGCUCUGUGCACUUAGGGGCUCUUUUGUAUAGAUGACCUGCUCAAAGAUCAAAAGGGGGAUCGUUAGCUGCCUUUGUGGCACUGUCCUCCAGACUCCAGGGGGAGCAUGUUGUAGAUCUGGUCCACAUCAGGAGAGAGAAAGGAAAAUGGGUCAGCUGGGGGAAUGCAUGUUGUCCCCUCUCAGUCUCUUGGUGACCCCCAGAAAACCCUAAACAUAGCUUGGCGUUGUAUUUUCAUUUCUACAGAACCCUUCCAACUCCUUGAGUCUGGAAGCAGCUGUAACAAGGAGGCAACCUUGCAGCUGGUGGUAAGCCAGGAGAGUCCCAUUCAGCCAAUGAAGAGGUAUGGGGCCUCCCAUAGGUCCCUGGUCAUCUGUCAGGUACAGGACUGGUCCUGUGGCCUACCCUGCUGGAGGGCAGAACCUACUCUUGCUAGAACAAUGGAGGAGGACCAUUGGAUCCUUGUAACAAUUUCCUCCCCCAAGGUCUUCUUCCAUGGUAAGAAUGAUCCAGCCCUCAGCUAUGAACAAUGAAUAGGAAAAGGAUAAUGUGUUUUUCAUAUGUAACACAUUCAUUGCAAUAAGGAUCAUAAAAAGCUGAAUGUUUAUCAAGCCAUAUUUUACUUGCAUUUAUAAUCAAGACUAUAGUUAUUUUCUUAGUGGAAACAAACAGAAUUACUGGAAAUGUAAAGGGUUUUGCAGCUGUUGAGGAAAGUGACCCCUUUUGUAUAGGUUUGCCACAGCGACGGGUACUUUAACAAUGCAUGUGAUAACUACUCUGGCACUUGGCCAAACCCAGCCUGUAGAUUUGUGAGUGUAAUAGCUCAAAACCAUGCAGUACAAAUGUAUAGCACCCCAAAAUAAAAUGAUACUUUGUCCUUAAAACAGAUGCAUUAGACUUGCAAGUCAUUCUCUGCAGUGUCUGUACAGACAUCUUGAUGGGAUGAGACCGCAAACUUCACAACUGUCCCCCACAAAAUGAAAUCUUGCACCUUGCAAACUUUUGGGUCAGCACAAGGCCUAAAAAGCAUAGAAUCACUGCAAUUCCACUGUACAGGAACACACGGGCUGCAGAGUGGGAUUCUGGCUCCCUUUGGUAGCUCACAACAGGACUGUAUCAUAAAUAUUUCAACUCUAGUAACUGGUGGCCAGGUGACCUUUGUUCUUUCAUACACAUUCUUAGUAGGAAUUUUGAAACUAUGAUUUUCCAUGUAGCAUUCAAAAAAAAUUUAAAACAAUUUCCUUCAUCAAAAAAUUGCCUCUCUUCAAAGGAUCAUUAUAUUUUGGGUGGGGAGGGGAGAUAGCACAAAAUUCUUUGGACUCCUUUGUUAUGUGUUUCCAACAAGGUUUGGUGCCAUUUACAGCUCCUGUUAACAGCCUGCAACGCAAAAUGCAAGGAUAUAAAACACCAAAGCAAUAAAUGAAGUGAGUGAGGUAUAAGGGAGGUUAGACUCCUGCCUAAUAAAGAAUGAGUUAUGCUGCUGCUAUAGUACGUGACAAAAAUGCGUGUGUGGUGGGUGGGUGUUCUGUCUUGGAGGAAUUCAGUACUAAACUAGGUAGAAAUUGGUUUGUGAGUAAUCUUGGUCUCCACUGACUAUCUCUGUGCACGUUAGGAAUCCCAUUGUUGGGCACAGGACCCCAUUCAGUCAUUAGUUGGGAGGUGGUCAUUUCUGUGAAGAGCUUUAAAAAAAAAAAAAAAAAAAAAAACCUACCCACAAUGUAAAAGUCUUGAGGAAACUCACCCCCCAUUGAGCUAGUUAUUCCAGCCAAGUAAAGCAACUGAAAGGGCAAGAGAUACUAGGGGUUUCCUGACUUUGAGCUGUUUGAGGGAUCUCCAGUUCUGACUGUAGUGUGUAAGAUGCUCUUUGCUGUUUUCCUGACCGUUUCUCUGCUGACUUCUUUAACUUCAGCAAAUGACACUGACAUCGGGGAGGAAAUUCCAGUCUUAUUUACCCUGCAAGAUUCCCUGGACUCCUGCAGAGCUGAAAUCAAUGAAACCAUCAUCUGUACCAAAGACCUGAUUGAGGUGGAGAUUCCAAGUAAAUUCUUUCUAACAAAGAACCCUCCAACCCUAAUCUCUGAUUUACACCUCAAUGACCCAGAAUGCCAUGGCACUGAGACAGGAAGCUUCUACGUAUUCAGCAUUAAAACCAAUUUCACAGACUGUGGGACUAGAAUGGCUUCUGAUGGUGCACACAUUGUUUUCAUCAACACUAUACAAAGCAACUUCUCUGAUAUAAUUACAAGGACCUUUAUCAAUAUCACAUUUGCUUGCCGAUACCCUGUUAAUUACAUGGUACAACAGCCUAAGGGAGAGAAUAAAAUCAGUGUUGACAUCAGAACCAUUACACUGAACACAGAAGAUGGGAAUUUUUCUGUCUCAAUGAUGCUGUACAAGGACCCAAAUUUUGAGGAUAUGUGGACUACCGUUCCCUUUCUAACCCUAGAGGAUAACAUCUUUGUCAAAGUCAAUAUGGUCCCAGGUCAUUUAAUAAUCCAACUUGAAAACUGCUGGUCUACACCAACGAAGGAUCCUUCUCAUGCUGUUCAAUAUUCCUUUAUAGAAGAUAGCUGCCCCCAAGUUGUCAAAGAUGAAACACUGUCAGUAAUAAUGAAUGGUGGAGGUGCAGAAGCAAUGUUUAGGAUCCAGAUGUUCAAGUUUGUUGGCAUCUCUUACAAUGACAUUUUCCUACACUGCACAGUUCAGAUUUGUCACAGUACAGCAGCUGUUUGCAAGCCAAACUGUAGUAAUUAUGGAAGAAUAACGAGGAAUAAAAGAGAAACCACACCAUUUCCUACUCACACAGUCUCUUUUGGUCCCAUCAAGCGAAAGCUGGCAGAUGAUGGAGAAACUAAGAUAAAUAAAGGAAAACUUCCACCAGUUGAAACCUUGAUCCUUGGAGGAUUGCUAAUGGCAUUUUUAGUUAUAACUGGAGUCUUUGGAACACUUUUGCUUCAGUCAAGAAGAGCAUAUCCUCCUAUGCAAGCUCAGCUGACUAUGUCACAUUUUCAGAACUCAGAAGUAGCAUCAUGAUUAGCUGAUUCCCGCAUCUUACAAUAUUUGAUCCGAGUCACAGCAAGGGUCAUGAGGCCUAAUAGGGUGCCGAUCUCAGAUUAACAUUUAUUUUAUACAUGUUUAUGAUUUUUAUUUUUGAUUCAAUUGAAGGCCACAGAUUAAUGAGGUUACACUUUUCUGUUCAGCAUAAUAAACAGUACUGUUUAUUAUGGAUUGGUAA